AUGCUGGUGUUCCAAUGUGCCUCUAUGACAAUAAUGCGACAGAAAAUCAUAUUACUCACGGUGUUCUACUGGAUAUUAUGCACCAAUAUAUCUCAGAUCUACGCGGAUUUGCUUCUUGAUGAACGCGUGUGUACAGUAACUGAAGAGAGUCCAAUAGGAACAGUGGUUUGUGAUCUGGAAACACUGUGGGACAAAAUCGGUGUUCCCUUCUCCCUUCCCACUCGUCCUGUGAACCCGAUCGCCGGUUCGGUGGCAAACAAAUCUCCCGUGCAAAUAACUGUCAUAAAUGAGGCCAAAACGUUUGUGGUGGUCGGCACUCAGAUAGUCUCACGUGAUCGAAUUGAUCGGGAACAGUAUGUGCUUACCAAACACUGUCGAAGUACCCGUUCGAACGGGCAUGGAAUGACAACAGACGGAAAUGAAUUAGGUGAGUGA
Messenger RNA from Echinostoma caproni, 435 nucleotides. The record is from the annotation of a GenBank genome assembly. NCBI's taxonomy places the organism in Eukaryota, Metazoa, Platyhelminthes, Trematoda, Plagiorchiida, Echinostomatidae.